Molecule: messenger RNA, 2391 nt
Organism: Penicillium odoratum
Lineage: Eukaryota; Fungi; Ascomycota; Eurotiomycetes; Eurotiales; Aspergillaceae
Product: putative C6 transcription factor (War1)
Exons: 3
Coding region: 1-2391 (796 amino acids)
Biological process (GO): regulation of DNA-templated transcription
Cellular component (GO): nucleus
Molecular function (GO): DNA-binding transcription factor activity, RNA polymerase II-specific; zinc ion binding; transcription cis-regulatory region binding
Source: RefSeq, a predicted model, not a curated record
AUGACCGACUACCCAGAACCAACACAUUUAUCUGAGUCGCAUGGAGCGCGGGCCUUUGAUCUGGGUCUGCAUGCAAAGACGCCCUCCACCGAACCGGAUAAUCAGUCGACGGAAGAAAUCAAGCGACCGCGGGCCUGCGAGCCAUGCCGCCAAUUGAAAGUUCGAUGCGAUCCGGACCCGUCGGGCCCUGAUGGCGCCUGUAAACGGUGCGCUAAAGCACGUCGGCAAUGUGUUGUUACUGCGCCAACCCGCAAGCGCCAGAAGAAGACUGAUAGCCGGGUUACGGAAUUGGAGCGGAAAAUCGAUGCUUUGACUGCUACACUUCAAGCAUCGCAUCAUACACAGUUGGCCGCGAGCCAGUCGCAGCCGAGCCGAGCGCAGUCCUCGAGAUGGUUGCGCGAAGAGCCUAAUGGGGCUGGGAACAAGCGGAAACAUGAUGGGUUUUUGGUUGCCCAGUAUCCCCGUCCUAACAGUCCGUCUGCGGAGCAAAUCCCGAAACAGCCUGCUAGACAGACCCCGCCUGAGCUUAAGCCCAGUGCUGGGAAUGAAUUUCUGGAUGUGAUUGAUAGAGGCUUGAUCGAUAUAGAUACCGCUCAAGCCGCUUUCAAUGUCUUUGUCACCGAUAUGGCAUAUGAUAUGUCCUUUGUUGUGUUUCUCCCGGGCACGACGAUGGGUGAUGUGCGCCGAGAGAAACCGACACUCUUUCUUGCCAUCAUCGGUGUCGCGGUGGGGACUGUCAAAAAAGAAAUACAGAUGACCUUAAUAGAUGAAAGUUAUCGACUGAUUGCGGAUCAAGUCGUCGUUAGGGGUCGCAAAUCCCUGGAGAUAGUUCAAGCUCUCCUCGUCACUUCCCUAUGGUAUAUGACGCCUGAUAACCUGGAUGAGCUGAAAUUCUAUCAGUUGGCCCAUAUGGCUGUUGUGGUAGCUAUGGAAUUGGGCUUGAAUUGUCGAUCCAUCGGCGAUCAAAAAAUUGUUCGCAUUCGCGAUAUCAUCAUAAAGAAGAAGGUUGCAACGAAUGCAGACUUGAACAGCCCCGAAGCAAGACGCACAUGGGUGGCCUGUCACUUCAUGGGAAUUCAAUUGGCGAUGGCUUUGAGACGGAUACCGAUGGUGCGAUGGCAGCCGUACAUGGAUGAGUGUCUUCAGAUAUUGGAAAAUCACCCCGAUGCCCUCCCGUCGGAUCGCAAGGUCGUCUGGUGGGCGAAGCUCGGAUGGAUUAUGGAACAAGCGGGCUUGCAGCUCACCAUAGAUGACACACAGUCGAUUGUCUCAUUUACAGACAGCAAAGUGCGGUACACUAUCAAGGCGUUCGCAAAUCAACUUGCCCAGUACCAGAGGGAUAUUCCCCAAGAAUUCUGGACCCCGAUACUAUCCCACACAUAUCAUACACUACAUCUCUUCGUGCACGAAAGCGCCAUGGGAGUUGACUGCCGGGAGAGCAUAUUUCUCAGCUCCCCCGGGCAAACUCUAUCUCCAGCCAUGUCACCGGUUAUUGAAGCUUUAACAUCCUGUCUCAAUUCUAUUCACAAGUCCUUCGACACGAUCCUCAGUAUUGAUGUGGACAGAGUGAGGUAUUUACCCACAAUGGCCCUGGGUCGGACUGCAUACCCAGUUGUCAGCCUAAUCAAAAUCUACUCCCUUGUCACUGCCCCCGAUUCCCAAAUUGGUCAGGUGAUCGACGUACAAAGCCUAAAGGUGGAAUACUACCUUAACCGAAUCAUCGAUCACUACCGGGCAGCUGCGGCUCUCGAUGGUGGCAGGGUGGCAAAUAAGUUCGGGAAUAUCAUCAUGAUGUUACGAAACUGGUUCCUCAAGAAAAGGGAGAAUGCCCCAGAGCUAGGAGAAAUAUUUGGCUCCGAACCGCAUCAUCCAAGGGAAAAUAAACCCGCAAGACAGGGCAAUACACCAUUGCACAUCCUCAGCGAUCUAGCCAUGGGUGAUCCACACAAUACAAAGAACCGAUCAAAUUCCAAUCAAGGAUCUAUCUACACACCAAACCUAAGGCAAGACAUGGCUCACAAGUCGGCAACCCCGGCUACGACUUAUGGAACCGUAGAAUCUACACACUGGUCCCCGGCACCUUUCACACCCCAAAUGUCUACAAGAUCACACGACUCAGGCAUGGGGGAAAGAUCAUUCUAUCAACCCUUCCCGCCGAACCCGUCCCAACCAUACACUAUGUCCGCGAGCCAGUAUCCCCAGAUGCCAGAUCCACAAAUAUCAGGCGUAGGGAAUAUGACCCUUGGGCAGCCGAUGGGGGAGUCGAUAGGGAUGCCCGAGUUACCGAUAGAAGCGCCUUUCGAUCCGAAUCUGCCUAUUGUAUUGGAGAAUUUGAUGGGUAACGGGCUGCUAUCUUUUCCAUUUCCUUUUGAUGGAAACUUCCAGUUUUAA